ACAUAUUUUCUGAUCAAGCGACAAAUCGCCUGCGGUGAUAGUCUAUGGGAGUACGAGUUUACGUGUUAAAUGCAAAAUCGCACAUAUCAUACACGUAGGUCUACGUGUAUUAUUACCUGCUGAAGAGAGGUGACUGAAGGAGCUAGGACUUGCCUGAUCUUGCAAUUCUUGGUCUGAUACCAACAUGGAGGAAGCCCUUAUCCUAGAAGUGUAGGAAAAUCCAAUCCUGUAUGACAAGAGAUUGGAGAUGUUCAAGGAUACAGAAGUAAAAAAAUGAUGUAUGACAUGACAUUGGGCGUCAGCUUGUAAUCUCAGGUGACGUAGCGAGUUGAGGGACAACUUCCUAAAAAACGACAGAAAUGGAGAAGAAGAGUGGUGACGGAGCUCCCUCAAAUGCAGCACGUAAAUACAAGUACAGUGAGGCAAUGGAAUUCCUACUUCCCCACAUACAUAAUCGAGAAACAAGUUCAAUCUUGGAUCCUGUGUUUGAUGUGGACACACCAGGAGAAGCCUGUACCAAACAGGAAGAAACUGAGCAGGAGAAUGGUGACAUCUGUCCACAACGUGGGUCAGGCUUCAUCGUCAUCGUCCUCAGGCACGUCCGCAACAUCAGUCCAGUCUUCAAGUCCCAAAUUCACUUCAAAUCGAGGAGACAAUGCUGCAGUAUUUUCAAAGCAGCGAUAGUCAUGGUGACAACAUAACUGUAGAUCCAUUUUUUUCCAGCUUGUCCCCCAUUGUCCCACACUGUAAAAGUUACCUCAAUGCCAGCUCCAUUGCAAUGCGGUUAAAUUUUGGUCUUCUGAACAUUGAACAUACUACUAUAGGAAUUAAAAGUUCUGUGUCUUCUAAAUCUAAGUCGAUUCCUAUUGAUGUGAUAAACGUCUCACAUGUUACAAUUUAAGAAUCCAAAUAUGUUUCGUAGAUUAAAAAAAAAAGUUAACAGAAAAUGUUCUAACUUGCUAUGCUCCACCGCUAAAAAGAGAGCUGAUAUCUCGUUCCCUCUGACAUCACUCAAUAUUCAUCUGAUUGUUAGCUAACAAAGGGACAGUGGUUUGCAGUUUGCCAGAGCUAACAACCUGUUAAUAGUCUCAACAUAAAAGAUGCAAUGUCAGACAUGCAGCAUCACCAACAAAUGGAAAGCGAUGUAUAUAUGAUUACAUCUGAAUGACUUAUGAUAAAUCCAUAUGAAAUAAAUCAUAAAAUGUGCUAUUCUAAUUUCCGCUUGAAUUUUUCACUUUAACGUCUCUCAUUGUUACAGUUGCAAGUCAGUCUCAAUUUGCAGAAAUUACGAUUGUAAAGGAUUAUGAUCUUCCUCUUUUGUAGAUCUCGGAAAUAUCGGCUGAACAUGUUCACCAUUUAUUAAAAAUAUAUUUAUUUCUUAAAUUAUACUUGAAUUUAAAAUCAGGAUUUGUUCACAGAUAAGAGAACUAGAGAAGAUGAACAUUUUGCACAUCACAGAAAUUUGGUUCAUGCAAAUAUUAACAUGAUUACUAGUAAUGCACUAUCAAAUAUCACCACAUGCAACCAGUUACUGUGAAAAUAAAAAUGAUGGGUACUGGACGGAACGUGGUACAGGUAAUUUCUGGACUAUUUUUUUUUUGGGAAAUAGAUCUAGGAUUGUUUGAAAUAUGACAAAAUGUUACCAACUAAAUUUUAUCUCUAAACAGAAUGGCAAUGACACUCCUGGGGCCUGUUUCAUAGAGAGGUACAACUAUCACAACUUUGUCUUUAAUAUGGCAACUACCAUUAUAAUAUGGCGCAACAUCCAAUUAUAAUUGUGGUUUCCAUGGUAGUUGCCAUAAUGUUAAAGCACUUUUGAAAUGGGCCCCUGGACAUGAAGAAUACUGACAAAAGAAAGUUGAUGGUGAAAUAAAAAGAAUACAUUUAUCUUC
This is a messenger RNA of Lytechinus pictus (painted urchin), 1892 nucleotides long. RefSeq lists its product as uncharacterized. The transcript is spliced from 4 exons. The record is from RefSeq and is a predicted model, not a curated record. Lineage: Eukaryota; Metazoa; Echinodermata; Echinoidea; Temnopleuroida; Toxopneustidae. Bases 360 to 701 code for a protein of 113 amino acids.